AUGCACCUUUUGUACAAUAAUGUGGUGUUUCUAGGUUUUGUGGUGAGUGCAGAUGGCGUACAGGUUGAUGAAGAGAAGGUCGCAGCUAUCCGGGACUGGCCUAGUCCUAAGACCGUUGGAGAAGUCAGAAGCUUUCAUGGCUUGGCCGGAUUCUAUCGGCGGUUUGUUAAGGAUUUUAGCACUAUAGCCGCGCCAAUGACUGAGAUUAUCAAGAAGGAAGUUGGUUUCAAAUGGGAGAAGGCACAGGAGGAAGCAUUUCAGACUCUUAAGGAUCGACUUACUAAUGCACCUGUUCUUAUGUUGCCUGACUUUCUUAAAACUUUUGAAAUUGAGUGUGAUGCCUCAGGAAUUGGAAUAGGAGCUGUUCUCAUGCAAGACAAGAAGCCGAUUGCCUACUUCAGUGAGAAACUUGGAGGAGCCACUCUCAAUUACCCAACUUAUGACAAGGAGCUCUAUGCCUUGGUCCGAGCCUUACAAACAUGGCAACACUAUCUUUGGCCGAAGGAGUUUGUUAUCCACACUGAUCAUGAAUCACUCAAGCACUUCAAAGGCCAACAGAAGCUCAACAAGAGGCAUGCUCGCUGGGCCGAGUUCAUAGAAACCUUUCCCUAUGUGAUCAAAUACAAGAAAGGUAAGGACAAUGUCGUGGCCGACGCAUUGUCUAGACGGCAUCUGGCCUAUGAGAAUUCAAAGAUCUAUAAGGAAAGAACCAAAGCUUUCCAUGACCGCAAGAUCAUCCCAAAGAACUUUGCGCCAAACGACCAAGUUCUACUAUUCAACUUAAGGUUGAAACUCUUUCCAGGAAAGCUUCGCUCAAGAUGGUCAGGACCAUUCAGGAUUAAGGAAGUUCGCCCCUAUGGAGCAGUAGUACUAUGGGAUCCAAUGGGAGGAGACUUUACAGUCAAUAGACAAAGGCUAAAACCUUAUCUAGCCUCCACAACCAUACCACAGGAGACCACACUAGCUCUUGGCGAUCCACCAGAUCCUUAA
This is a messenger RNA of Microthlaspi erraticum, 990 nucleotides long. The record is from the annotation of a GenBank genome assembly. Lineage: Eukaryota; Viridiplantae; Streptophyta; Magnoliopsida; Brassicales; Brassicaceae.